Molecule: messenger RNA, 1481 nt
Organism: Pogonomyrmex barbatus (red harvester ant)
Lineage: Eukaryota; Metazoa; Arthropoda; Insecta; Hymenoptera; Formicidae
Gene: Mdh2
Product: malate dehydrogenase 2
Biological process (GO): malate metabolic process; tricarboxylic acid cycle
Cellular component (GO): mitochondrion; cytoplasm
Molecular function (GO): L-malate dehydrogenase (NAD+) activity
Source: RefSeq, a predicted model, not a curated record
CGAGGUCUCUGCGCUCGAUCUUAUCUCCACUCGGGGAAUGUCAUUCACUGUCAGUGGAUCCUCAGUGGAGGUCACGAUAAGUGUUUUUUGAGGUCGAUCCGGGGUUACUCUCCUCCUGAAGAUUUUCUCGAUCAUUUGACGUCCCACUGCCAUCAACAUGCUGCCCCGAUUCCUUAGGCCCGCCAUAAAUGUCACCCAGCAGGGCGCGAAGCGAUUAUCCACGAGUGCCUCGCUCAAUACAAAAGUCAGUGUCAUGGGAGCAAGUGGUGGCAUUGGCCAGCCACUAUCGUUGCUUCUCAAACAGUCGCCUCUUGUUACGGAAUUAUCGCUGUAUGAUAUCGUAAAUACACCUGGUGUGGCUGCCGAUCUUUCGCAUAUAAAUACUCCGGCAAAAGUUAAAGCUUACAAUGGUCCGGAGCAGCUAAAAGAUUCUCUUAAAGGCGCUCAGGUUGUUAUCAUACCCGCAGGCGUUCCACGCAAACCAGGAAUGACUCGUGAUGAUCUGUUUAAUACGAAUGCCUCCAUCGUCCGGGAUCUCGUUGCUGCGAUGGCCGAAGUCGCACCAAAGGCCUUUGUAGCGAUUAUUUCGAAUCCAGUCAACAGCACAGUGCCAAUUGCAAGUGAAGUUUUGCAAAAGGCGGGUGUCUAUGAUCCUAAUCGCGUGUUUGGAGUAACCACUUUGGAUAUCGUCAGAGCAAACACCUUCAUCGCAGAGGCAAAGGGCCUUGAUCCGCAAAAAACGAAUGUCCCAGUUAUCGGAGGACACAGCGGUAUUACUAUCAUCCCAUUGAUCUCGCAAUGCACACCCUCAGUUUCUUUCCCAGACGACCAGUUGAAGGCGCUCACCGAGAGGAUUCAGGAGGCUGGUACGGAGGUUGUUAAGGCCAAGGCAGGAACAGGAUCCGCGACUUUGUCUAUGGCUUUUGCCGGCGCGCGAUUCGGCAUCUCGUUAAUCAGAGCGCUCAAUGGAGAAACUGGUAUCAUCGAGUGCUCAUAUGUUAGGUCGAAUGUCACUGAUUCUAAAUACUUCUCCACACCGAUACUUUUAGGCAAAAAUGGAAUUGAAAAGAAUUUAGGUUUGGGUAAACUAAGCAGUUUCGAGCAGAAACUUCUGGAUGCUGCCAUUCCGGAGCUUAAGAAAAACAUUCAAAAAGGAGAAGCGUUCGCAAAGAAGUGAGAUAUCUAUUCGGCUUAGCUGAAUAGAGCGUGAUUUGUCGAAUUGCGCGUGAGAAUUGCCGGUCUUUGUCUUGCAAUUGCGAUAAGCUAUACAACAACCGAAAUUUUUCAACCGUGACAAGCGCGAAUAUAUCUUCUGUUUCUUCUGACAUGUAUGUAAAUGUAUAAAAAUACGGAACAGACUAUCAAAUGCCAUAAUUAGGUAUUAUAAAUAAAUUAUGUAUUAUAGAUAAAAGCUAAAUUAGCUUAUUGAAAAAAUUUAUAUAUCUAUAAUUAGAAUAUAUGAAAUACAGAAUGAAAUAAAA